AUGCUGCCCUGGCGCCGGAGCAAGUUCGUGCUGGUAGAAAACGAACGUAAGUGCAAAAGCAAGAGCCUGGGGCCGGGGCUGAGCUACGCGGCGUUGCUGGCCGGCUUCCUGCGCUCCUGCCCCGACCUCCUGCCCGACUGCCCGCUCGAGCGGCUGGGCAGCGUCUUCCGUGGCAAACGCCAGAAAGUGGAGCUGAACAAGGAGGACCCGACGUACACGGUGCGGUACCUGGGCAACGCCGUCACCCUGCACGCCAAGGGCGAGGGCUGCACGGAGGAGGCGGUGGGCAAGAUCUGGGCUAAGAGCGACGCGGGGGCCGGCGGGGCCAAGAUGAAGCUGACGUUGGGACCCCAAGGCAUCCGUAUGACCCCCUGCGAGAAGGGAGCCCGCCGGCCGGGCCACGCGUACCUCCUGCACCGCAUCACCUACUGUGCCGCCGACCGCCGGCACCCCAAGGUUUUCGCCUGGGUUUACCGGCACCAGGUGAAGAACAAGGCGGUGGUGCUGCGCUGCCACGCCGUCCUGGUCUCCAAAGCCGACAAGGCGCGCGCCAUGGCCCUGCUCCUCUACCAGACCUCUGCCUCCGCCUUCAACGAGUUCAAGCGCCUCAAAAGGCAGAACGAUUUCCGCCACGUCCAGCAGCAGCUCCUGGGCGACGCCAUCGUCCCCUUGGUGCCCCUCCGCCGGCUGCUCAACGCCAAGUGUCCCUACCGCCCGCCCGCUGAGAGGGCCCGCUGCGCUCCCCGCCUCAGCUCCAUCCUGGAGGAGGAGGAGGAGGAGGCCUUCAGUACCGGGGCACCCCGGGGGGACAGCGGUCCCACUGCCGUGCUGCGGCUGGCCAGGGAGAUGCGGGGCUGCAGCCUGCGUGGCCCCCGGCCCCCGGCGUGCUGA
This is a messenger RNA of Nipponia nippon (crested ibis), 891 nucleotides long. It is a transcript of the gene FAM43B, whose product is annotated as family with sequence similarity 43 member B. The record is from RefSeq and is a predicted model, not a curated record. Lineage: Eukaryota; Metazoa; Chordata; Aves; Pelecaniformes; Threskiornithidae.